This is a messenger RNA of Trichoplax adhaerens, 1647 nucleotides long. RefSeq lists its product as uncharacterized. Gene Ontology annotation, molecular function: histone H3T3 kinase activity; ATP binding. The transcript has 14 exons. The record is from RefSeq and is a predicted model, not a curated record. Gene Ontology annotation, biological process: protein phosphorylation; mitotic cell cycle; intracellular signal transduction. Lineage: Eukaryota; Metazoa; Placozoa; Uniplacotomia; Trichoplacea; Trichoplacidae. Gene Ontology annotation, cellular component: nucleus; cytoplasm. Bases 1 to 1515 code for a protein of 504 amino acids.
AUGGCUUUCAAUAAACAUUUUAUAAGAACUUAUGGUGCUAAAGGGAAGAGAACGAUUAGUGUAACACCUUUCUCUCCAAUUUUAAAUGCAAGACAAGCCGUUAGCCGAUCACGAUCCGAUUUCUCUUCCAAAUCGUCAUCGAGCUACGACAGCAACCGUCCGUUAAACUCUUCUAUUGAUCUUGGAUCGGAGCCAGAUCUAAAAAAAAGUGGUGUUUCGGCUGAUAUUACGUUCGAUCAUGGAGGCAAUUCAACUUGCAAUCUUUUCAAGAUGUCAUCACCUAUUGUGCAGGAAGGAAAGCAAGCAAAUUUAUCUAGGAGUAUCUACGAUGAGUCGAAUAAUGGCGAUAGGACACCUUCAGUAACACUUGAUCCUGACAUACACAAUUCCAGUAUCUUCGAAGGCAGUCUCUCAACAAAUGACGUUAGCCAAACUUCUAUACUGCGUAAACGUUCAUUUGCAGAAAGUUUACUACCUUUAACAAAUAGAGAAUCGAAUCUUGAUUUGCCUGAUAUAUAUCAUAAAGUACUAGAAGAAUGCAAUCAAACGGAAGCUAUAACGCUGGAACAGUAUCUUGUUAAUAAAGCAUUUGUAAAACUUGGUGAAGGCACCUUUGCCGAAGUAUUUCGAUGUAGUAAUACAGAAGGAAAGGAAUCCAUCAUAAAGAUUAUGCCUGUAGAGGGAAAGGAGUUAAUUAACGAAGAAGAACAAAAAAAAUUUGAAGAUAUCUUGGCGGAAAUAGUCAUCGCGCGGGAAUUAAGCUCAUUAAGGCACAAGGAUAUUACAGGCAGGAAUCAAACGAAUAAUUUCAUUGAGUUGCUUAGUGUUGCCUGUUGCCGCGGUCGCUACCCUCAGAAGUUACUUUUGGCAUGGAAAGAAUGGGAUAAAAAAUAUAAAUCAGAAAAUGAUUGUCCCGACAUAUUUAAUAAGGAUCAGUACUAUAUUGUAAUGGAAUUCCCGUUUGGUGGUGUCGAUUUGGAACAUUUCCCAAUCAAAAGUACAAAGCAAGCUGAAAGUAUUAUCCAACAAAUUACUUUUGCUUUGGCCGCUGCAGAAGAGGCAUUGUUGUUCGAACAUCGAGAUUUACAUUGGAGCAACGUAUUGAUUCAAGAAACAGAAAUGGAAACCUGUGCUUGUGUGAUCAAUGAUCACAAAUACGAAAUACCAACGAAUAACGUCUACGUCAGUAUAAUUGAUUUUACGUUGUCAAGACUAGAACAAGAUGGUUGUAUUUCGUUCUUUAAUUUAUCGAAGGAUGAUGAAUUAUUUAAAGGUGAAGGGGACUAUCAGUUUGAAAUCUAUCGUAUGAUGAGAGAAAAGAACGAGAACGAAUGGAAAAGCUUUCAUGCUAAAACUAAUGUCUACUGGCUACACUAUCUAACUGAUAAGCUAAUUAACGAAAAAAAAUACCCUAGAGGAAAGAAAAGGAAAAAAUUUUUAAGUCGGUUAUAUGAUAACCUUUUGAAACAUGAAUCUUCUUACGAAGUGGUGACUGGAGAACUACUUACCACAUAACGAUUAUAUUAAUAUACCUCGAUGAGAACAACCUUUUCAACUAUAAAACGAAAUCGAAAAUGUUCAAUUGCUUCACUGUCAAAUCAAUCUCUGAUGUUUUACGCAGUGAUUCUAGUAAUAUUUUUGUUGAAG